UAGGGCGAUGGGCCCCCCCCGGGGGGGGGGAGGCUCAGUGCAGACCCCCGCGCCCACGUUAAAGAGCCUGGAGAGCACGGGGAGGCAGCGCAGGCACCGACAGUGCGGCCCCAGAACUGCUGUUGCUGCAGACACUGAAGGAUUGCCAAGCCAUGACUCUAGCCGCUUACAAAGAGAAGAUGAAGGAGCUGCCUCUCGUCUCCCUCUUCUGUUCCUGCUUCCUCUCAGACCCCCUGAACAAACCAGCAUACACAUAUGAAGCAGACACGGUAGACCUCACUUGGUGUGUCAUCUCCGACAUGGAAGUCAUUGAACUCAACAAGCGCACCUCGGGGCAAUCUUUCGAGGUCAUCCUGAAGCCCCCAUCAUUCGAUGGCAUUCCUGAGUUCAAUGCCUCACUGCCCCGGCGGCGCGACCCAUCACUGGAGGAGAUCCAGAAGAAGCUAGAGGCAGCAGAGGAGAGGAGGAAGUACCAAGAGGCCGAGCUGUUGAAGCACCUGGCAGAGAAGCGGGAGCACGAGCGGGAGGUCAUCCAAAAGGCCAUUGAGGAAAACAACAACUUCAUCAAAAUGGCCAAGGAGAAGCUGGCGCAGAAGAUGGAGUCCAACAAAGAGAACCGCGAGGCCCAUUUAGCAGCCAUGCUGGAGCGCUUACAGGAAAAGGACAAACAUGCGGAAGAAGUGAGGAAAAACAAGGAGCUCAAGGAAGAGGCCUCCAGGUAAAGAGGCGAUGCUUGGACUGACAGCUCCGGGAGGUGUGGAGGCUGCCGCAGCACCGGGCCGGCCGGCGGAAAGGGACGUCCCUCUGCUUUUGUUGUUUGUGAAUGUACAGAGUUGACCAGUGAAGCCAUCCUAGUCGUUUUGGGGAGGGUGGGGAGGGAGGUGAGCGGACGGGUGGGACUCGAGGCAGACGUCUCCAUGGGGUCCAUCAGCGCCGCCCGUCCAGGAGGUCGGAAGGAUCCAACCUGGGACCAGAGAAGUGGGGAUGGAGUGGGUGGGGAGGGGAAGGGGGAAUGUGCAUUGUGUGUGACUUUCGUUUGGUGCUGGGCAGGCAAGAGCCCCUCCAGCUGUGAUUCUCCUCUGUCCCACCCCAGUGGGGCAAUGGCAUCUCUCAGUGACCCUCCUUUCUCCAUCCCACCUCAUCUUCAUGGCCUGGAUUUGGAGCUUACAGCCCCGCAGACCUCACGGCACUGUUUCGGGGAUGGGGGCGAGGAGAGCCCUCCGUGGAGGGAGUCCAAAGGCUUUACUUGGCUGCAGGAUGAUCCUUUCCAAGGGUGAAUUUGGAAAGCCCCAUGACUUCCCAAAGAGCUGCUGGAUUUUGUAAGAGAUCUCCCAAGGCUCAUCUUCUCGGGCACUCUUGGAUGAAAUCCCCUUUUCUGCUUUAGGGCAGCAGGAAAGCCGUCAGCUUUCAGAGUCAGCAGCUUAAAUGGGUGUUUGAACAGGGAGGGUUGGAGCAGGAGAGGGAAACUGGGCAAGGCUGUGGAAGCUGUGAUAGAACA
This is a messenger RNA of Phasianus colchicus (ring-necked pheasant), 1498 nucleotides long. It is a transcript of the gene STMN4, whose product is annotated as stathmin 4. Lineage: Eukaryota; Metazoa; Chordata; Aves; Galliformes; Phasianidae. The record is from RefSeq and is a predicted model, not a curated record. Gene Ontology annotation, molecular function: tubulin binding. Gene Ontology annotation, biological process: neuron projection development; regulation of microtubule polymerization or depolymerization; microtubule depolymerization. Gene Ontology annotation, cellular component: neuron projection; cytoplasm.